AUGCACUACAUGUACUACAUGCACUACAUGCACUACAUGCACUACAUGCACUACAUGCACUACAUGCACUACAUGCACUACAUGCACUACAUCAACUACAUGAUCUACAUGAACGACUCGCUGACCGCCAGGUGCUUCCUCUAUCUCGUCAACUACGCCCGCAUCAAACCAGACAUCGCCCUCAAGGCCCUGCCCAUCAUCCAGGAGGACAUGCACGACAACAACCCCCUCGUCCGCGCCCUCGCCCUGCGCACAAUGUCCUACAUCCACGUCCGCGAGUAUGUCGAGGCCACCGUCCCCCACCUCAAGACCCUCCUGCGCGACGCCGACCCCUACGUCCGCAAGACAGCCGCCUUCUGUGUCGCCAAGCUCUACGACCACGACCGCCACCUCGUCGAGUCCUCGGACCUCAUCGACAAGCUGAACGGCAUGCUCCGCGAUGAGAACCCCACCGUCGUCUCCAGCGCCCUGGCCGGCCUCAUGGACAUCUGGGAGCGCAGCGAGAACAUCAAACUCACCAUCGACUACGCCAGCGCCUCCAAGAUCGUCUCCAUCCUCGCAGACUGCUCAGAGUGGGGGCAGACGUAUAUCCUCGAGGCCAUGAUGAACUACGUGCCCCAGGACACCUCCGAGGCCGCCCUGCUCGCCGAGCGCAUCUCCCCGCGCCUGUCCCACUCCAACUCGGCCGUCGUCCUGACCUGCAUCCGCGUCAUCCUCUACCUGAUGAACUACAUCGCCGACCAAAAGGUCAUCACAUCGCUGUGCAACAAGCUCUCGCCGCCGCUCGUCACACUCCUAUCAAAGGGCCCGGAAAUCCAGUACCUCGCCCUCCGCAACGCCCUCCUGAUCCUUCAGCGCCGGCCAGAAGUCCUGCGCAACGACAUCCGCGUCUUCUUCUGCAAAUACAACGACCCCAUCUACGUAAAGGUCACCAAGCUCGAGCUCAUCUUCAUGUUGGCCACGGAGAGGAACAUCAAAGAGGUGCUGACCGAGCUGGCCGAAUACGCCACCGAAAUUGAUGUCGACUUUGUGCGCAAGUCGGUCCGCGCCAUCGGCAAGCUGGCCAUCAAGAUCGCACCCGCCGCACAGCUGUGCAUCAGCACCCUCCUCUCCCUCGUCAGCACAAAGGUCUCGUACAUUGUGCAAGAAGCAACCGUCGUGAUCCGCAACAUCUUCCGCAAAUACCCCAACCAGUACGAGUCCAUCAUUUCGACACUAUGCGAGAAUCUCGACUCCCUCGACGAACCGGAGGCGAAAGCGGCCAUGAUCUGGGUCAUUGGGCAGUACGCCGACCGGAUAGAGGACUCGGACGUCCUGCUCGAAGACUUCCUCGAUUCCUUCCAAGAGGAGACCCACGAAGUGCAGCUGGCACUACUCACCGCCACAGUCAAGCUCUUCAUCCAGCGCCCGACAAGAGGGUCCGCAUUGGUGCCCAAGGUGCUGAAGUGGGCGACGGAAGAGACAGACAACCCAGAUCUGCGAGAUCGAGGGUAUAUGUACUGGCGCCUGCUGUCGUCAGCGCCCGAGGAAGCAAAGAAAGUCGUCAUGGGCGAGAAGCCAGCCAUCACCGCCGAGGAGUCAGAAAAGCUCGACCCAGGCACGCUGGAGGAGAUGUGCUUGAACGUGGGCACCCUGGCAACCGUUUACCUCAAGCCCGUCCACCAGGUAUUCCGCGCCGCCCGCCCACGGCGAGUCGUCGACUCGCCCGCGCUGCAACGGCACGAACUGCCCACCGUCAAGGCCGCGCAACUAGCCCGUGAGCGCGCCGCCGCCGACCGCUCACACCUCGACCCCGACCCUAACGGCACCGGCUCUCUCUCUCCUACAAAUGGCAACAUGUCAGCAGCCGUCAGCGACGCCGAUAUGUACUUUGCCAGCGUCGGCCGCCAGAGCACCUUUGGCGGCUCACCCAUCGCCGAGGACCACGCUACGAUGGGCGGCGGCUGGGUCGUGAACCAGAACGCGCCGCAGUCGCUCGUCAUGAGCCAUGGGGGUGCAGACGGGAAUCAGGAUCUCCUGCUAUAA
Molecule: messenger RNA, 2025 nt
Organism: Ascochyta rabiei
Lineage: Eukaryota; Fungi; Ascomycota; Dothideomycetes; Pleosporales; Didymellaceae
Exons: 2
Coding region: 1-2025 (674 amino acids)
Biological process (GO): vesicle-mediated transport; intracellular protein transport
Cellular component (GO): membrane coat
Molecular function (GO): clathrin binding
Source: RefSeq, a predicted model, not a curated record